Molecule: messenger RNA, 8070 nt
Organism: Seriola aureovittata
Lineage: Eukaryota; Metazoa; Chordata; Actinopteri; Carangiformes; Carangidae
Product: cyclin-dependent kinase 5 activator 1-like
Exons: 3
Coding region: 1178-2185 (335 amino acids)
Biological process (GO): brain development; positive regulation of cyclin-dependent protein serine/threonine kinase activity; activation of protein kinase activity
Cellular component (GO): cytoplasm; protein kinase 5 complex
Molecular function (GO): cyclin-dependent protein serine/threonine kinase activator activity; protein kinase binding
Source: RefSeq, a predicted model, not a curated record
AAAUUAUCAAAGGGGGUGAUUCACCCUCAGCCUGACACUGAGAGGACCAUCCCCCUUUCAAAGAUGGGAGAUGUAAACUCCUGAGCUGUCACAACAACAGCACAUGAGCUCAUUUGUCUGCAGGCGCACCCACGGUGUUAGCCGGGCUGGAGCUGAUUCACAAAAUCCUCAGUCGUGUUGGUCUUCAGCGGCACAGCAGCCUCCUCCUCCUCUGCCACGGAGACCUUGGACACAUCUGCUUCAGCACCUCGGACAGCGACCUCGCCGAUAGGCUGGAGCCCGUUGGCUGCCAAUGGCUUCAGCGGCGCGGCUGUGACAGAGACGACCAGCAGCAGCAGGAGCAGCAUCCCCGGCGGCAGCCAAUGAGAAGCCGCUGUUUCUCUCCCACAUCCAACCCGAAUAACUGCAGAUGCCCGCAUCAAAGCAACGGCUAUCUCUCUCUCUCUCUCUCUCUCUCUCUCUCUCUCUCUCUCUCUUUCUCUCUCUCUGGCAGGUUUACAUAGCUGAUGGUAAAAGCUGCAAUCUAUUUUUGGAAAUCAUAGUAGCCAUUUUUUUCUUGGUAUUCACCGCCAUUGUGUUGAUCAAGGUUUUCAGACCGAUACGUGCUGUUUUAUUUAGGCUAUGUCUAGGGGGGAGUUUGUCCGAGCUCGCCAGUGUAUUAACGGAACAUUAGUGGCCGUGACCGUAUAGAUUUUCGGUUCUCAAUGGAAGACAUCUUCCCACUCGCUGCGAGCGAAGGACUGAAGCACAUUUCGCAUCUCCUUUGCUUCUGUGUUCCCACCGACGAGCGGGGGACUUUUUACAAAUGAAGAUUUGAAAGAGGCAGAAACAGCAGCAGCAGCAGUAGCAGCAGCCACGGACACAAACCUGUCGGCCUGGCGUUUACAUCUUAUCAGGGACCGAUCCGUUUUCACACCCUGGACCUCGGGCAGCUUGUGGAUACCGAGCAGAACGGCUGGAAAGCGAGUUUACAUUUUGACCACAUUUGCUCGGCGGCAAGGGGGUCAGGGUGUGAUACAUGGAUUUCAAAAGAAGAGGCGAUUAAUUUGAAGGUUUGACUUACUCCAAAAGUGAGACACUUCUUAAAGCUCUUUGUCUAGACCGAUCAAAGAGCUUCCCCCCCACCGCUCCCCACUCCACCUCUCCUGUGUCCCUCUGCUGACCUUCACCAGGCAUCAUGGGUACGGUGCUGUCGCUGUCUCCCAGCUACCGAAAGGCGGCGCUGUUUGAGGAUGGCCCGGCUACAGUGGGCCACUACACAGCGGUCCAGAACAGCAAGAACGCCAAGGAUGCUGCCGCUGCAGCCGCAAAAUCCCUCAAACGGCCGUCCAUCAUCAGCGUGUUGCCAUGGAAACGGAUUGUGGCUGUAUCAGCAAAGAGGAAGGGGUCCAAAAAGCUGCAGUCAGACGGCGGGGACGGUGGGAAAGGGAGCUCUCCGGACGGUCACGCCACUGCCACAGCCAAUUCAGCCUCCAACAGCCUGAAGCUGAAGAAGUCUCAGUCCUGCGCUAACCUUUCAUCUUACACUUCCAGCCAAGACCCCUCAGCCACCACUACCACUACCUCCUCCCACCUGCCCACCUCCAAGACCCUGGCUAACGUAGCUACCGUCGCUGCCAAAAAGAAUUCCCUCACAGGCUCUGGGAUCCAGCCGUCUACUGCAGCAGGCACGCCGAAACGUGUCAUUGUCCAGGCCUCCACCAGUGAACUGAUGCGCAGCCUGGGUGAGUUCCUGUGCCGCCGGUGUUAUCGACUGAAGCGUCUGUCCCCAACAGAUCCGGUGCUGUGGUUGCGCAGCGUGGACCGCUCCCUCCUCCUACAGGGCUGGCAGGAUCAGGGCUUCAUCACUCCCGCCAAUGUGGUCUUCCUGUACAUGCUGUGCCGUGACGUGGUCUCAGCCGAGGUGGCCUCGGAGCGCGAGCUGCAAGCCUCGUUGCUCACCUGCCUCUACCUUUCCUACUCCUACAUGGGCAACGAGAUCUCCUACCCGCUGAAGCCCUUCCUGGUCGAGGCGGAGAAGGAAGCCUUCUGGGACCGCUGCCUGGAGAUCAUCAACCGCAUGAGUGGCAAGAUGCUCCAGAUCAACACCGACCCCCACUUCUUUACCCAGGUGUUUGCUGACCUGAAGAACGAGAGCAAGAAAGAAGAGGAGAAGACCAAACUCCUCAUAGGCCUUGACCGAUAAGAGGAAGCUGGAAGGGGGGUGUGGGUGGUUGGAUAGAAAGAUUGAUGGAGUUAAUAGGUUGGAGAGGGUAGGAAUAACAUAAUGCAUUGUAGCGCUACCUUGGAGCAGUACUGUUGUCUGGCGUCUCUACUGGUUUAUGAUUAACUAAAUUUCCUGUUUGUACCCCAGAACAAAGAGCCUCUGGGAACGAGCCUGGUGUUUAAAUGAUUUUAGUCAGGCAAUGAGCCACCUAAACACCGACAGGCUUUCAAACAAAUCAGCAGUGUCUUGUCUGAAGGCAGCAAUUGGCCCACAGAGCCAUUUCACCAAAACAAAGCCGAUAAAAUCAGGGUUGUUGUGGUGCUGGCCACAUUGUGACUUGAUUGGAUCUGACAGGUUACUUAUUGGUAUUCAGUGUCCGGGUUGCUUGGCUCAGGAUGUGACAAUAACAAGCUUUAAGACUGAGAUAUGAUCUUUAGUAUUUCAAGAACAAUGUAACUGACAACACAGAUAGGGAAAGCCAUAUUUUAUCAAAUGCCUGGCCAGCACGGUUCAUGAUAUGACAUUAACAGGAAGUGAGAAAGAGAUAUCUAUCGGUUUUAUCUUCUGGCUUUGGCCCACAGACACACAUCUGUCUGACCUGUACCUUGUUUCAGUGAGAUAAGAAGGUAAAUCUAUUGAAGUAUUUUUCUGUCUUUUGAUAAUAAUAAUAAAUGAAAAAAAGAUUGGGUUUAGAAACGCCAGACAACACAUUUACAUAAAUAAGGGUGAAUAUUAUUAUAAAUAUAAAGAUACAGGAUAUUGAUAUUGUGUGAUAGCAUCCAGGCAUUUUCGCUAUAGAGAAAUGUCAGGGUAAUGAAAAACAAGAACCACGCUGCAUGAGGUCACCUCAUAUGUCCUUGCACAUGACCACCUGCUUAUUGCCAACUCCAUUUUACCUUAUUCCUAUUGUCCUGCCCGAGCUUAUUGCACUCACCAACAUUGGCUGCAAGGUCCACUGUUGAGACUUACAGCGCAUUAACCAAUACCAUAACAUGGAUGAGCCAGAAUCAACCACAACACAACCAGUUGGACCGUGAAAUUUACGUCCCAGUUACUGUAGUGGAUUAGCUGAUCCGCAUCUUACAUAAAGUACUGUACUUUUAAGGGAAUAUUUGGGUUUAUCCAGCCAAAUCUAUGAAUUGGGAGAUCAGUUAUUUAUUUUAGUAUGAAAUGCUAAUCCUUUGGGCACAGAUUAAUAAUCAUGAAACAAGCCCUACUGUGAGCUGUUUACAUCCACAAAAAACAUGGGAAAAUGCAAUACUGACCCCUCUAGGGCAUAUUUUACUCAAGGAAUUAUUUCAUUCCUUCCUGCUCCCCUGCACUUUGUCCUGCAGUCCAUAUUGGUGCUGUCCUGAAUGACCACAGGAAAGUGUUUAAUUGAAAGAAAGAAAGAAAGAAAGAAAGAAAGAAAGAAAGAAAGAAAGAAAGAAAGAAAGAAAGAAAGAAAGAUUCCUGUUUUAAAACACUGCACUCAUGUUGUGUGCUUCAUACUGUAUGAAUGAUUGGUGGAGCCGGCUCGUGGAGGACAUGUUCAGAGACUGGAUCAUGUGAUCUGUCUCAAACAAUGGCUACAAACACCAGAAUCAAAGAGAAUGUGAUAUUCCAGGCGUGUGAGGGCGGGGGCAGACGCUACAAGUGCAGAUGUGACUUUUCUUCCACAACAACUCUUUGAUGUUGCUGUCGCCACUCGAAGGCUUGAGGGACUGCUGUUUAAAGUGUCAACCCCCGUCCUCUCUAAUUUUACCCCUCACUGAUUACUCUCCACAUCAACCCGGACAAAUUAAAACACCACAGAUUCUCCAUCCACUCCAGUCCGGUCUGAACCGGUCCUGUCCUGCCUCUCUGGUGCGGUCCAGUCCAGUCAUCCCAUAUGUAGAGACUCUCUGGUCCGCUGACCUGACGGCUUACUUAUUCACUGACUUAUUUGAUAUGCAUGUGUGCUUCUAUAGCUUUCCUAGCAUGCUGCUUUGUGUUGGGCACACCGCACCACAUGUUACAGAAGAGACUCAGCAUUCGCCAUGCUGAACUGCUGAAAGCUAGACUCAGUGAUGUGACAUCCACUCAGCAAAAGGACUCUUUAAUGAAGGACAUGCGUGAAGGCCAGAUGUAUCCAUACCUCUUCUGUGUAAACAUUGAACAUAAAGGCAAGUUCAACUAUUGGUCCUUAAUCAAGUUUGCCACUAUUCUUGAUUCCAUGGUGCUUAGGGGUCUAAAGACCUCUAAAUGACUAAAUAGUUCUCCCUCAGAUCUAAGUAACAGCUUAGAUAGGUUUCAGAAAACUCCAAAACCCCUGCAAGACUUUGGGUCAAUUGGAGAGAAUACUAAAGGGGUAUUCCAACAAUUUAUCAGUGCACUUCCAUAAGGUUGGCAGACUCAGACAGAUCAAAAACAGAAUGGUCAAAAUCAAAGCAUUUCCCAUAAUGCAGCUGGAUAGCAUCUGUCAUUAGACACCCCCCACUUCCUAGAUGCUCUCUUCUUUCAAACCACACUCCUCCAGUUUGUAAUGCAGCAUUUUAUUUACAUAUAACCCCAAUGACAUCAUCAGGGUUAUUGUUUCUAACUUUCAAAAGCUUCUCCAGAGCGACAGAAGACAUUAUACACUUGCUAUCACAGGUCGGGUAAUACUCCUCAUUCACCACGAACUGACCUACAGGUGUAACAUGGUGGAAUGCCUCUUUAAGUACAGUUAUAAGGAGUUAACUGAGGCAGGAAAUUGAGAUACAGAUGCUCCACAUGUUCCCUCCUUGCUUUGAUGAUGUCACAUCACCAAGUCUAACCGUAGCCAAACAGACUGUCUUCAAUUUUAGAAAAGCUCCGCCUUCUCAAACAGGGCAGAGAUCUUGUGCCAUAUCAUUGUAAAGACUUGUUAUUUCAUAUAAAAAAACAAAAAAAACAACAAAACACAGAGAAACAUGAGCCAACUCAAAGUCUCUGACUGUGGAACAAGAAAGACUUUAAAGGAAUUUCAUGAAUAAGCUUUUUCACAGUGUUGCUAUAUCAGGUAUCAGACAUGUAGAGCAGAAAAGAGGGACUUUGCUUAAGAGAGAUUUUAAUACACAGGGAAGUUUUAUGUGCCACUUGUAGGCCCAAAUUGGAGUCAUCAAAAGCAGGAGAACCAAGCAUUUUCUUCUUGAAUUUACAGUUUUAGAAUACAUGUUUGGCAUUCACUGUGAUAUGAUUUAAAAAUAAUCAAAAUCUCCAAAUGUCAAAAUAAUGUGGGGAAUGGGAUUUUAAAAAUUUAACAAACAAACUUAACAAAACAGAAUGCCAUGCCUGUUUCCAGACUGGGUGUCUCUACGAUACAGGUGAUUUAACUCUGGUGUUGUUUUGUGUUCAUAUGAUAACCAACUGGGCUGCAGGAAGUGCCAUGCUGUAAAAAAAGAAAAAAAAAGAAAAGAAAAAUGUAGCCUUGAUCCAGAGUCAGACCUCAUGAGACAAAUAUGCACAUGAAGAAUGAAUCCAUGGCAAACAAGCUUGUUUACAUGUCCCCCCUCCUUAGCUGUUUCUGAUGGGUUGAACAGUGGACAUGGCAUUCCCAAGACGACUGUUGAAUAAUCUUUGUUUUCUUAAUUUGUUGUACUUAAAGAGCCAACCUGUAUAUUUGGUGGGAUCUAUAUCACUACAAGCUGCUAACGAAUUCUCAUUUCCUUGACAAGACAUUUGGUGAACUGAGAUAAGUUACAGUAGCCAUGUUUCUACCAAUGUGUUUUUCUGCACAUUUUGAAGUGUUGCAUUAGAAAAGGUUGAUGGCCAACUACUAUUAACUGACAAAGAUUAAUAACAUGUUGCCCAGCUGAACAAAAUUCCUGAAGCCCUUUCUUCAUUUUUCUCUUAUAGAUGGCCAAGGCGACUGUUUCAGUUUCUUCAUCUUUGAGGUUUUUCAGUGGUUGGUAAACAACUCAUGUUUGCGGUUCGCGAACUCUGCUCCUGCUACUCUGUUUAUUGCGGCAACGAGUAGUCUAUACCGCCACCUUUGUGACACAGGCUAGUGUAGUGGCUCCAAACCAGUUGAUGGAAACAUGCGUAAUUCACUUUUUUUUUUCUUUUUUAAAAUUUUGCAACAUUUCAAAAGUUUGCUUCAAAUUUGCUUGACAAUUAUAUGGAAACAUGGCUACUGAUGAACCUAAAUUUAUGGGAACUAAAUUCAAGAACUGUUACUUGUUGAUUCCAUGGUGCAAAUCUCAAGAUUUAAUUGAACAUUUGCUAAUCCAAAUCACCUUUAGUUACCACCAUUAGGCUUUUUGUUUUCGCACCAAACAUUAUGCUGUUUAAACUGGUCAUGAUGGCAGAUUUGCAAUCAAAUUAAUUGUAAUAUUUGAAACAGUGGGUCCUUGAUCAGCUUCUCUUUUCUAGCCGGGCGCUAUCGACGUUGCCGGUUGAAAUGACAGCUGUUGCUAGGAGAUUUUACCAGCUGUAGCUAACUACUUGAGCUAAUGGUAGCUCAGUGAGUUGGUUGAAAAUGCUGUCUUCUGCUGACAUUUUAUUGCUUAUCUUACUUGUUUUAAAAUGAUGUGAAAGGGCUCUUAAAUAUGCACUUGAUGACUACAUACAUGAUAUCCUACUAAAAGAUUGAAGCUAAAGCUGUGUGUCCCAGCUAAAAAGUUAGCUUUCUCACCAGCCGAAAAUAUGAAAAUAGAGAAACAGUAUUGUUCUUAUAUUGCAGUGUAAAGCUACUUAGUCCUAACAUUGUAAUUAUGAUUAAGAAAAAUGUGAGGUCAGAUUGUUUUUUUCAUUUCACCAUUAACGUUAACCUCCCCAAAUUCAACAAGUGGGAGGGCAGAGCUGUGCACAUAAGCCUAAACUGUGAUAGCAUCAAGAUUCAUCUUCCACACAGUGGCGAAACACUACACAGUUGAUGCGAGUUGUUAAGGGGGCUUUUUUAAUGUAACAUGUAACCCCACACAUUAAUAUAUGUGCUCCUUGCCCCUGGAAGUAAUGCACAGUUACUACCGUAGGUAGUAAGCAAGAGCAGAUAAACACACUGUUUAAUCCAAUUCUUACACUUUUGCUGUCGUCUUUCAAGGUUUUAGAAAAACAAAGAAGAUGUCACUUGAAAUGCCAUGUAUUCUUACUUCUUACUACAGCCUCAACAUGUGGAGAAAUAUUUGGUUUAACAGGCCCUUCCGUGCGUAGCUUUGGUUGCUAAUCCAGACUGAAUUGUCACAGCACGGGGGAGGGGUUUAGAGGACUGUCAAUUGUACCGUUCCUCUUAAAUUCAAAUCUGAUGCCCUAUUUUUGAGAAAACACACCCCCACACACUCAGUAUUAUAGUAUUAUACAUUAGUCAUUCAGUAUCAUAUAGAUAUGUCAGAUGACAGCUUUUGACAGAUGGGAGGAGAUAUGGUGUAUUUCUCUGUAAAACAAAAAAAAAACCGAUGAGCAAAUGUCCCUCAACAUUUUUCACUAUUUUUUGCUUCCACCUGCUUCAGUCCUUCCAGCUGUGCAGGGACGAUAAAAAAAAGAGACAAGGAAGCAAGAAAAGGAAAGAUGUCCUCUGAAUGAACCUUUAUCUAGAAUUAGAGAGAGAAGUAUUGGUUGACUACACCCCUCCUAUACAUCCUCUCAUCAUUGAUCAACUCAUUACUAUGUGCCAUAUUUUAUCUUGCAACACGUACAAGACAAAAACUAUCGUGUAACAUAUGAAGCUUAUGAUAAUGAUGAUGAAGUUAUUACAGUUUUCCUUUUCAUUUGUGAAUCAUAUUGUGUAAACAAGAAUCUUUGUUGAACAAAAGUCAAGGCUACUAGUGUUACUAGAGUGCUGAUGCUGCAGUCUGUUAUUAUGUGGAUGUAUGAAUAUGUAUGUGAGAAAUAAGAAUAAUUUGAUCAACUGUUACAGGUACUUUAUAUAAAAACCUUUACAAGCA